Racocetra persica is the source of this 441-nucleotide messenger RNA. The record is from the annotation of a GenBank genome assembly. NCBI's taxonomy places the organism in Eukaryota, Fungi, Glomeromycota, Glomeromycetes, Diversisporales, Gigasporaceae.
GAUGAUGAAGAAACUUCGCAAGAUGAUAUAAAGGCUCACGAACAACCAUUGUCAAAGGAACGUAAACGACGACGCACCCUAGAAAAUACAAAUAAAGAAAAUGCUCCAAAAAAAACCAAGAAAGAUGAAAAAAUAGUUGCAAAUACUAUCCGUAUUGUCGAAAGCGAUGAAAAUGACGAUAAAAAACAACGAUUGAAAAAAUUGUCAAAUUCAUGUGAAUUUUAUUUCUAUUUAUCAUUAUCAAGACAAAUACAGCUGCCAACAUGUUCGGGUACACCAGUAACAAAGCAGAGAGGAAGGAAUUUGCCAGAACGACCGAAAUUUCUUCGAUCAGGGCAACUCACGUUUUUUCGAUCUGUCUCUGUAAAUUUUUGUUCUUCAACUUUCUGCGUUGAGUCUAGCGAGUAUUGGUCGCAUGGAGGUUGCUGGUCAUUAUUUAUG